Molecule: messenger RNA, 1683 nt
Organism: Physcomitrium patens
Lineage: Eukaryota; Viridiplantae; Streptophyta; Bryopsida; Funariales; Funariaceae
Product: translocation protein SEC62
Biological process (GO): post-translational protein targeting to membrane, translocation
Cellular component (GO): endoplasmic reticulum membrane; endoplasmic reticulum
Source: RefSeq, a predicted model, not a curated record
UAGGCGUCGUCGUGGUCCUCGUUUAUUUGUUCUGCUUUGUUUGUGUGUGUGUGUGUGUGUGUGUGUCCAGAACAAACGUGCAUAAAAUUAUUUAUGAAGUCGCUCGACCAUGCAGCUCGGAUUGCGCCGCUUCACGAUCAUCGCAACCCCCUGAAGCGUGGUGAGGGGACGAUCGUGAAAUGGCGAAGAAGAAGGUGGAGAAGGCAGUUGAUGGAGCCGCUAAGGCUACUAAGAAGCAGGGCAAAGAGGUUGAUCCAGUACGGGUAUUUGCAGAGAGGGUGAGAGACCACAAGGAGUUAGACACUCGAUGGGCUGUCCUGCAAGAAGCAAGAGUUGAGUAUUUCAGAGGGAAGGAUUUUAUCGCCUUGUUACGAGCCCAUCCUGAGCUUAUUAAACCUCUGGGGAUUGAAGCAGCAAUUGCAGAUGUGGAUUUGGAUGUUGGCAAUAUCCUAAUUAGGAGGAGAUUGAUAGUGCGAUGUGAUCGAGUAUCAAAGACGCCAAGGCCAGGCAAGACGAAACUUUCAAAGUGGCCAGCACGCAUAGAGAUCUACCCAGAACAAAUGUUUUCUGAAAAAGAUUCAUUCUACGCGUGGGCAUUUGAACGGAGGAGGCCAUUAUGGCAGACGGUGUUGUCCUUUUUCGUUCCCGUGGUGACGCUAGCGUGCUGCCUAUUCCCUAUCUUCCCUCACUGGUGCAAGCUGGGCGUUCUCUACUUUUUUCUUGCAUUCCUCACCCUUAUAUUUGGUGUUCUCACAUUAAGAGCGCUUAUUUUUGCGAUCUUCUGGCUGGCAUUGGGCAAGCGAAUGUGGUUUUUGCCUAACAUUUUAGCGGAAGAGGCUACGAUGUCUGAACUUUUUCAAUUUAUGCCCGAUUCCAAAGACGAUGAACCUUCUCCAAAGUGGAGCACUAGAAUUGCAUUUGGUGCCGUGGCGGGAUUGAUUAUUUGGCUUGUGCUCGUUCAUGGUCCAAAUGAGGCAGCUCGUGCAAGAUAUCAAAAGAAAGCAUCGAAUAUUAUUGAUGAUAUUCUGACAUGGAAGCCAAAAGCACUCUCUGCAUUCACAGAAUAUCCUUUCAGAACAUCAAACUUGUCUCUAGGCCUCAACCUAUCAGAGUGCUUUGGACUUGAGCCUUACGGGUACUUAGAAUGGGAGCAAGUAUUUUUACAAAACAGAGGCACUGCGUCAUCUCAUCACAGCAGUCUUCUUUUUACUGCCUCUGUUGCACCACAGGGGCAUUCUAUUCUCCGAAAAGUAUUCAAGAAACCAAGAACACAAUGGAACAGAGACUGAUGGAGAUCUGCAUUGACAGAACUUACACUAUUUUGGUUUGACUUGUGAAUUGACUGGCAAACCAUUAUGUCGCAAGCAAGUGGAUAAGUAUGACAGAAAGUCUGUAUCUCAUAAUGCUCUAAAAAUUUCUACUAUAUUGUCACAGAAGCUUUUAAUCUUCCAACAGCUAGUGUGAUUCAGGAAUUAUCAAAUUGAGAGACUGAUGUGAGUCAACAAGCACAUGUGAGCGCCUACAUUUUGAUGGAAGUGGGUUUUGGUCUAGAGUCUCAGUCUGUGGUUGAUGUGGGAUCUAGUAUACAAGACAGCUAGGAUAUAACACAUAUAGACAAAGAUUUUCUUUGGCCGUGAAGAUGGGAACAUAGAGAACAUGGAAAUAAAGGAACAUGGAAACUAA